Molecule: messenger RNA, 18343 nt
Organism: Marmota monax (woodchuck)
Lineage: Eukaryota; Metazoa; Chordata; Mammalia; Rodentia; Sciuridae
Product: NADH dehydrogenase [ubiquinone] 1 beta subcomplex subunit 1-like
Exons: 1
Coding region: 5537-5713 (58 amino acids)
Cellular component (GO): mitochondrion
Source: RefSeq, a predicted model, not a curated record
AGACAUUGUUCUGCUUUCAUUCCAGAGUUGGAAAGGAAUUACAGAUCCUUGUUUCCCCCUUCAAGCAGUGUGAUGAGAACUAACAUGAUAAUUGAAAUGCCAGGCUGCCAGCCCUUGCUUGGCUUUAGAUGUCACAGUUUUGUAAAGAAGGGAAGGGAUGGUACCUUCUGCAUGAAAACAGAGUACCUAGGAUUUUUACCCUUUCUGGCCUUAGCAGAAACUCCUUGCAAAGUCUAAUGAAAAGAAAUGAUGAAUAAACCUUUUUGUGAAAGUGGGCAUGAGCACAUUUUUCCAGUGAUAUGUAUAUUUAGCAUAGACUGAAUGGGUACAAAUACAAAAUGGCAGAGAUCAUUGUAGAUCCAGCACUAAGUAUUUGGACUCUGAGUUUAAAAUGAGCUUUGGUAUGGUAAUUGCCAGUUAGUGUCCUAUACUACUGAGUUUUCUCAAGGACAAGAUACUACCAUGUGAUUAACAGGAAGGGGGUUAAAAUCUCUCUGGGUAAACAUAAGUCAGCGGUUCAUUUGGGGGUAUCCUUGGGUAGAUAUGAGGCUCUUAGUGGUCUCACCGGAAUGAUAGCUCUGUUAGGAAAUCCAGAUUCAGGGAUCAAACUUUUUUAGCUUUACAUCUUUUAUUUGUACCUACUGUGGUCAUAAGUCAGCAUUCUUUCAUAUUCAGUAUAUUGUAGAGGGCUACAUUUUGAACUUUAUCUUAUUUUAAUUUGACUUUAUAUUGUGAGGUAAUUAUAGAUUCAGACAUGUAAGAAAUGGUAGAGCUCUGUAUUCCCUUUACCCAGUCCCACCUCUGCAUUGUAAUUUCUUCCAGAACUAUAGCAUAAUAUUGCAACAGGUCAUUGAUGUUGAUGCAAUCUGCCAAUUUUACUCAGAUUGCCCUGUUUUGCUAAUAACUGUGUGUGUGUUGAGUUUGCCGCAGUUUUUUUCAUAUGUGUAGCUUAGUGUAUCACCGCUGGGAUUCCUCACAUUGCUCUUUUCUGGCCACACCCACCUCCCUCCUGCACACACCCCACCCCCAGCCUCUGGCAGUCACUAUCAGGGAUUGAUUUUUCAUUUCAUGGAAUAUACAUUUCCAGCAUCAUCUGUGUUGGCCACUCAACAUUUAGAAACAGUUCACCAGUUGGCAGGCCUUAUAAGAGCACUAGAAUGCUUGACGUGAAUGUUCUUCUUGCCUGGUUUUCAUCCCCUGUUUGGGUGCUGUUUUCUUAUGAAUCUGCUAGUAGAAUUGCAUCUUUGCAAACUGCUGACCUGCAGUCUCUGGCCUGACCUCUUGAAGGCUUGCGGGCAGAUGUGUGGUCACGACUGUAAAUACCAAAAGUACUUGCCCUGUUUCCAAAAGCUGGUUUACAUCCUCAGCCAGCCUUUGAGAAGCCCAGUCAGACAGCAAAACCUUACAGCUUGGGCUAAUGCAAUAACAGCAGGAACUCUAGCCUGCUGUAGCAUUUGAUCUGGUGAAAAGACAGGGAAAAGCAGAGCAGCAAUCAUCUGUGAAUGAAAGAGAAUCAUCAAAGUGAGCCAAAUUAAGUUCCAUUUCUACCACUGGGGUCAGUGUUUGGGCUCCAGAGUGACUGGUGGGCAAAGUUCAGCCAACUGCUGAACUGUUUCUAAAUGUUGAGUGGCCAAAACAGAUGAUGCUGGAAGGUCAGGUGGGGCAUUGGUGAAGGUCAGGUGGGGCGUAACACAACAAGGGAGGUAUUCUACCUCCAGAGUAUACAGAGCCAUAUGUCUUGCUUGUGAGGAGCAUUGACCUUUGUUUUCUUUGGGUUUGGAGAUACCUAACAAGGCUAACGUCCAAAUAUGAAUAGUAUAUUUUCCAGUCUAACCAGCUAGUUUGGAAAUGUUGGAGGUAUUGAUGUGGGAAGGGUAAGUCUAUAGAAGCUUUUCAUAUUGUGAAAACUAAGCACCAGAUGUAUGUAUUUGGGAACUCAGAAAAAUGAUGCUGAAGUUUGGUUCUUUCAUUUUUGCCAAGAAAACAUUAGUUCCCAAAGACUAUAAUACCUCAAAUUAACCACUUAAUGUAUAUAUAUUAUUUGCAUCACACAGAAUGAUAAUUGGCAACUAUAUAAUCAACCAAUAAAUACUUGAGUACCUCCUACUUAAAUGCAAGGCUGCCUGGGUACUGAGGCUCUCACAUAGACCCUGCCUUCUAUUGGCAUUAGAUCUACUUGAGCCCUUAAAGCAGCAAAUGAUGACUGGGUGGUAGAAAGUAACACUGAUCAAAAGAAAGCAUGUUCCCCAGGACUGGUGUGCUAGGAUAGGCUCCAUAAAAGAGGAUGGACUUAUCCAUUCCUUGAAGUUGGAUUUUUAUUAGGCAGGGGAGAAGGUGGGCAGGGAAGUCACAUGGGAAGUGUUGACAGUUAUGUGUAAACCAGCCUGGCUGCAGUAGUGUUUGUCCUGGGAAGGAGGAGAGUUGACCUGGAAAUAUAAGUGGGAGCCAGAUAGUGUUUAUAGGGGAUAGAUUUGUGGUUUAUUUUGUAGUGGGAGCCAUUGAUGGUUGACACUGAAGUGACAUGAUCACAUCUAAAAAUUAGGAUAGAGAGCUUUGCGGGACCAAUUAGAGGAAAGAAAGGUAGGUGUCAGGGAGUCAGGUUAUUUGAUAGUUGAGGUGAGAGAUAAAGCCAAGAUUAAGCUGCUCACAAAAGGAUUGGGGACAAAAGAAAGGAUGUAAAAGCAGCAAUACAGGAGAAUUAUUGCUAGACCUUAAUAACAACUUGGAUGUGGGAGCAGGGAGGAAGAGAGAAUGAUAGGUUAGUUGUGAGGUUUUUAGGGUUGAGUGACUGGGGUAACAAUGACCUGAGUGGAAAUGAUCAUGUCAGCAAAAGGAGCUGGUUUGGGAGGGGGCAUUUAAUUGAUGGAUUUAGUUAAGCAUGUUUACUUUGAGAUUUGGACAGAUCCCCAUAUCAGUGCUGGGCGGAGUCUGAAAAUAGAGGUCUGGGGCUCUAAAGACUGGCAGGGAUUGCAGAUAGAGAUUAGGAGUUCCCUGGAAGCUGUGGCAGGAGCAAACAUUACAGAAUUGGCAUCUGCAGACCUGGGUUUGAGUACUGACUCUUCAAUUUCCAGGCUAGAUGCCCUUCUCUAAUUUACAGAUUCUCUGAGCUUCUACUUCCUUACCUGUGUCUGUCUUGUCUUCCAGAAUUCUGCAAAUCACUUGUUGGGCUGCCAAAAAAAAACAAAAACAAAAACACAUAAUAGAAAUGCUUAUUAUUAAUGUUGUUUGCUUAGAAGUGGCUGCUGGGUCAGGAAGAAGAUAAUCUUUACCAUAGGAAAGGGGAAGAUAAAGGCAGGCGCAGUGGCACAUGCCUGUAAUCCUAGCGGCUGGGGAGGCUGAGGCAGGAGGAAUUCAAAGCCAGCCUCAGCAAUAGCAAGGCACUAAGCAACUCAGUGAGAACCUGUCUCUAAAUAAAAUACAAAAUAGGGCAGGGGAUGUAGCUCAGUGGUCGAGUGUCCCUGGGUUUAAUCCCUGGUACCCAAAAAAGGCGGGGAGGUGAUGAAGCUGUGCAUAGCAGUGCACGCCUGUAAUUCCAGUAGUUUGGGAGGCUGAGGCAAGAGGAUUGUGAGUUCAAAGCCAACCUCAGCAAUUUAGUGAGGCCCUAAGAAACUUAACGAGAUCCUGUCUCAAAACAAAAUAUAAAAAGGGCUGGGGAUGUAGCUCAGUGGUUAAGCACCCCUAGGUUCAAUCCCUGGUACAAAAAAAAAAAAGAAAGAAAGAAUAAAAAGGGAAGAUGAAUUUAGGGCUCAAGAUCAAACCCUAGCAAAGUCCAUUUUUAAGGGAAAAAAGUGAGAUUUUGCAACAUCUCAGAGACCAGAGGAGGAGCAGAUUUUAAGCAGAAUGUCUUUAGGCUCAGCAGCAGAAAUGUUCUUUGUAGGUAGAUCCACCAAGGAGAAAAGGGCACUGCAGAGGGGGUGGCUCUCUUGGGCUGCUUUUGUAGCAUUUGUUCAUUGCUUUGAAUCAAGGAGGAAGUUAUUUGUACCCGAAUGUUUUGUUAGUGCUUUGGACAAUUGAAGCUGUCCAAAUGUGGGUUGCAGUGAAUAGCAUAAUAUAGUCCUGAAAGUCAUUGGAAACCGUCAGUGUUAGCUAUAAAUAAAUCUGUGUUUCCUCUUAAUAAAGCUGAAAUUUAAAAUUAUUGUAAUAUUAAAUUAGAGAACAUGGCUUUUUCAGAUCUCAUGUGGGUAGCUACCAGCAUCUGUCAGCCAGCAAUAAUUUAGAAUGAAAUCAAUUGGUCCAAAACUAAGUUGUUGAUGUCAGUUUGAGAUAUUGUUUGUAUCAAACUACACGGCCAUAUUUCAAGUAACAUAAUAGAAAACAUGGAAGAGCUCCAACAUAGGCCUGUGCAUGAAUAGAAAAGAAAAUUAAAUUGUCCAGUUUUCUCUUGCUGAUAGAAGAAUCUCUGUUCUGAUUGAAUGAGAGAUUAUAGGCCACAGAGUCAAGUGCCAUAACAUUUACUUUUAUUAUGCCAUAUAUUGUAGUUCCCACCACAUGGCAGGAUUUAUUGUUAUACUUCAAUACUACAGAGAGAUUUUCAAUUCCUUUCCUUCUAGAACACAUAGCAACAGGCCUCCAGAUGGGAAGCAGCCUGUGAAGUAAGCCACCUAGUUUCAACUAAUUGACUUGGAGAAAGUCCUUCUCAUUCCUCCUUAUUUACAGACAGGGUCUCACUGAGUUACUUAGGGCCUUACUAAAUUGCUGAGGCUGGCUUUGAACUCACAAUCCUCCUGCCUCUGAGGGAUGUAGCUAUGUGUCUGAUAGCCUGGCACUGGAAUCAUUGCUCCAGCCACAUGAGCCACCAUGCCUGGCCCCAUUUCUAUCUCUUUAUGUCGACACUACCCCCUCUAUGAGGAAGGUGAAGGUUUCCCCUUCGCCUUCAACUUGACUCACAGAGCACAGUUUAUACCAUAGUCAAUUUAGGGGCCAAGAGUUGCUACCUUAAAAGUUAGACUUGGGCCAUGAAUGUGGUUCAGAAGAUAUGAAGGCUAACUGCAACUUAUCCUCAGAUCUCUUAAGGAUGCCUAGGGACUGUGGUUCAUUUGGACCAGGAAGUGUAAAAGUAUUUAUGCCCUAGGAAUCAUUAUUUUUUAAAUAUUUAUUUUUUAGUUUUUUAGGUGGAUACAAUAGCUUUUAUUUUUAUGUGGUGCUGAGGGUCGAACCCAGUGCCUCACACGUGCUAGGCGAGCGCUCUACCACUUGAGCCACAACCCCAGCCCGGAAUUCUUUUAAUAGCCACUUGAUUUGGGAAUCAAUUGUAAAGGUUCUAAAAUCAGAUUGUGGUGAUGAUUGCACAACUAUAAAUUUACUAAAAAAUAUUAACUUAAGAUGAGUGAAUUUUAUGGUAUAAAUUAUACCUCAGUAAAACUGUUAAAAAGAAAAAAGGGAACAUUAAAAUUUUCCUAACACAUUAAGGUCCCAAUGUAAAUAAAUAAAUAAAUAGACAGCAUUCAUCUGUAUGUAUGGGGUUAAAAGGAUCCUUCUGGGCUGCUUCUGCCCUUGAUCUUUGGUGUCGUUUGUUGGCUCCAGGGCCGCAGCAGUCAUGGUGAACUUACUUCAGAUUGUGCGUGACCACUGGGUUCAUGUACUCGUCCCUGUGGGAUUUGUUGUUGGAUGUUAUUUAGACAGAAAGAAUGAUGAAAAACUGUCUACCUUCCGCAACAAGAGUAUGUUGUGUAGAAGGGAAUUGAGGCUCAGUGAAGAAGUUACCUGGAAGUAAAGACUGUGGCUGAAUCACAGAAUAUUCACAUUUUAAAAGUUCUGAUACAAAUAAAGCCAUGUUUAUUAUUUUUUAAAAAAAGGGUGCUUCUGCCCCACUUCACAAACAUAUUUGUGACUAAUAGCUGCUAUAUUGGUGUUUCUGAGUUGUGUGUAAACCAGUUCUUUAUACAUAGAAUUAUAUUUUACAUAUGUUAAGAAAGCUCUUCAAAAACCUGUAGAGGAAUCAUUUGAGGAUGAAAAUAAGUCCCUAGAGCUUUGUGUAUUACUUUACAUGGUUUUCUUAAAUGGAAGCCCACCUGGAUGUUGAUAUGUAGCUGAUUACAGCUGUGGUGACAGAACAAUCCCAGUGUUCAGAAGGUUUUCCUAAAACCUUCUGGGUGUUUUCUAAACAUAUUAGGGGGAAGAGCAUGCCUUUAAAAUCUUUGAGUCCCCUUUGAGGUACAGCUAUAGAUGGUUGCCUCUGAGGGAUGUAGCUAUGUGUCUGAUAGCCUGGCACUAGAAUCAUUGCUCCAGAGCAAUAGAGAGAAGAUCCUCUGUUUUUGUUUCCCCUCUCCCAGCCUUCAUAUUUUCUAGUGUUGAAUUAAUGCAGUGGAACAAGCAAGAGGAAGGAAAGAUGUUUGGCACAUUUCUCUCAUUCACCACAGCCCUGUGAGGGAGUGGUAUAAUGACUUGUGUUUUCGGAGUAAAUGUGCAGGAAUAAAGAAAGCCAGGUAACUUGGGCAAGGUUAACCAGCUAGUAAGAAGCAGAGUUGGGGGGUUGAACCUAGGUCCAAACUUCAGUGCAAGAGGUUAAUCUAUAUCAGCAGUUCUCAACUGCUCCCUUAAAAGGGAUAUUUUGCGACAUUUUUGGUUAUUAUAUCAUGGGGGUAGGGAUGGCUACUGGUUUGUAGUAGGUAGAGGACAGGAACACUACUAAACAUCUUACAGUGCACAGGGCAACCCCAUAAGCAACAAAGAAUGACCCUGCCCCAAAUAUGGAUAGCACAGAGAUCAAGAAAUCCUGGUCUGUGUCAAGAAGCUGAUGGUAAAUUAGGACUAUCUGAGCUGUCCCCCCCCCCACCCACACACACACACACACACACACACACACACACACACUCCAAGUACAGCCUUGUGUUCCCUGGAGUUGACUGUACGAUUUCCUGAGAAUCUGUAUAAAACCUACUUUGAAAAUAAUUUCAGAGCUUUUGGAAACUAGUGAUUUAAUGUACAAAAGAGUAAAUAUAUUUGAAGUAAUUCACUUAAACAAGUAAUUCACUCAACCAAGGACAAAGCCAUGACCUUGGAGAGAGAGCUCUUCCGCAAGCUUGUGGCAAGUUACUUGCCCUAGAAACAGCAAUAUGAUUUUUUUGGAGGGAUACCAGGGAUUGAACUCGGGGACACUCAACCACUGAGUCAUAUCCCCAGCCCUAAUUUGUAUUUUAUUUAGAGACAGGGUCUCACUGAGUUGCUUAGCACCUCGCUUUUACUACUGAGGCUAGCUUUGAACUCAAGAUCAUGCAUCAGCCUCCCGAGCCGCUGGGAUUACAGGUGUAGGCCACGCACCAAGCCAGUGAUAGGAUUUGAACUUGGUUUCCAUACAGAGCAUUGUAUUUGAGGUUACAUAUUCUCCAAUGGUUCGAUAGCUGGUGUUUAAGUGGAUGUAAAAGAACAAAAAAUAAAAUGUCACCAAUGCUAUAUUCUAAAUCUAUAUUCUCUAUAGUAAAGCUCUACAGGACAUAUAUAAAGCAAUUUAAUUGUGACCAUUAACAGAAAAUUUUUGUUACCAUGAUACCAAAUCUGCAAAAAUAGGGGGGUUAAAUUCUUAUUGUGCAAUUUCUACCUUUUACUAUAAGAAAUCAUCUCUAGGGUUUCUUGGGAAGAUUUUGAGCAAUGUCUUAGAUCCCCUGAUUUGGAUUGUUGGUUUUUCUGCCCUGCUUAUAUAAUAAUAUUACAUUAGAAAAGUUUAUAUUAAACUUCUCCUUUUGGAGCUAGACAGCCAGUUAUUGAUCUUUGCAGCAUUUCAGGUUGUUGAGCAAUUUCUCAGAUUUUGUAGAACAUAAUGUAACCUGAUGUAAAGAACCCCAUGAGUGGCAUGUGCAGAGUUUCAGAUAGACUACUGGCUAAGCAUGUGUGUGAACACCUCCCUGCUUUCUUGGGGAUAAUUACUCAGACAGGAGAACUUAUAUUUGAGAUGCAGUCACGGCUCGCUUUUACAGAAACUGUUUCCUUUCCAGUUACAUCCAAACAUGGCCUUUGGGACCAAAGAUGUGGUUAGCAUUACCCAAGCCAAGAAAUGGCAGAUGCAUUUGCUGCUGUUGUACAAGUCUGCAUGUGACAGUGUGGGGUGUGCAUGUGUGGAUAUAUGCAGUUCUAUCUCCUAUUAAGGGACAUAAGUCACAAUCAAACUUAAAUUUCCAUCAGCAAUAUUUGAGAAGCACUCUGCAUUUCUCUAAUGUGGCGAAAAGAAAAGAGAUCGUGUUGAGCAUCAGGCACUAUUUCAUGGAAGCAAAACAGGCAGCACUGCUGAUUGAUUGCUUGCUAACCCGCACAUUUUUGUUUCCUCUUGAUGCCUAUGGAGACUGACUUAAUUCAAAAGAGCUGCUGGGCCUGACCCGCUCCCAGCCGUACCUUGAGCCUUCCUUGGUUCCCACCCCUCAGGGGUGUCAUUGUAGGUAUUCCCCUAAGUAAUUAAACAGAUCAAGCUGGUCACCAACACUCAUUUCAAAAGGUAUCUUUCAAUCAUACAGGAAAUGGGCCCAUGUGGAAGCCUCAUCUUUCUGGGUUCUUUAAGGGGCCCAAUUCAGCCCUCAUGGUGGCACACACUUGUAAUCCCAGCAGUUUGGAAGGCUGAGGCAGGAGGAUCAUGCGUUCAAAGCCAGCCUUGGCAAUUUAGUAAGGCACUAAGCAAAUCAGCGAGACCCUGUUUCUAAAUAAAAUAUAAAAGGGGCUGGUAACAUGGCUCAGUGGUUAAGCACCUCUGAGUUCAAUCCCUGGUACUAAAAAGUAAAUAAAUAAAAAUAAAGGGCUUGAUCCUGGAUACAAACUGAGCAUCUCCACUUACAGACCUUUACAGUCAGAGAUGUUGGUUUUCAUCAGAAUCCAGGAACUCACUCCACCUGUAUACCCCCAACAGGGCAGUCUUGGUCUUAGUAGUCCAUCUUGGGGACUGUGCUUAGUUAUGGGGGGUUCCAUAAACAUCUUUUAUCCCAUCAUAUCAGAUGAGUAUAAAAGCAAUAAACAUUGGUUAUGCCAGUAAGAAAUGUCUCAUGAAGACUAUAGAAACACAGGGAGAGGUCAAACAAAUCAUAGUGGGGAGACCAUAACAAAUGUUGCCUAACCUCAUUAGAGUGAUAUAUUUGGUGGUGUGAAUUAUUCUAAAACACGAGAGUAUGAACAGUGCAUCCUACCCAAGCCACCUCCACCUGUUAGCCUAUAAUGAGGAGUAUAAUCAUCUGGGGAGGGGUGGAGGGAUACAUGAGGUGUGGGGAGCAUCAGUUAAGAUGGCUCUUGUCUGAUGAACCAAAGUUAGCAGGCCUCUAACCUUGUCUAAAGUUUCUAGAUCAUGCCUUAAUAUGGCUAGAAGAGGAUUUUGACAAUUUGCUUCAUAAAGUGAUAAUAAUAAAAUAGUAUACUUAAUAAAUUAUAUAGUGCCUAGUAGCCAUGUGGACUUGCAGCCAGCCCCAGAAAAGCUCACUUGUGUGCCAAGAUGAUGUAUAUUCCCCUUGUAUUUUGGUCAUCUGCCUCUCUGUGAAUAGGACCUUCACAAUCUUUACCCAUCCCAAUGGCUUGAGUGCUUCUACCUUUGCUAUGUGCUGAGAUGCUUUUCAGCCUUUUUUGGGUACAAAUCUGAAGACUAGUAUACAACAAAGAGACUUAUAUAGUAGCCUUCUCUAUAUCCACCAUGUACUCCACAGAAGCCUGUGAGUUGCAAGUGAAUGUGAAAGCAAGAUGGGAACAAGUGACAGUCAUUUCUCAGAUUGCACAUGGCAUUUAUUUGACUUGGGAUGCUCCCCACUCUCCGCCCACUAGCUGUGGGCUCGUGGAUUGGCAGAGCCCAGCUCUGGCUUUUGUUUUACUUGUAGAUAUACAGAGAUACACAACCUGCCAGAAAAUCAUUCUCACAUACCUCUUUGACAAACUAAAACCAUAUGGACAAACUAUAAUUUAUUAAGCAUGUUAUUUUAUUAUUAUCACUUAAUGAAGUAAAUUGCCAAAAUCCUUCUCUUGCCAUGGACUCUUGUUAAGGUAUGAUCUGGAAACCUUGGCCAAGCUUAGCAGGCUGCUAACUUUGAUUCAUGAAAUAAGAAAAGUGAUUAGCAGUUGGGGAGUGAGGUUGGUGGGCGCCAUUAAAAGGUAAUUGGAUCUGGUGGUGACAGGCUGAGUUGGAGGUUAACAGGGUGCCCUGAUUUGGAACCAAAAGAAGCCUAUUACAUACCUUUGCAGUAACCUGUGGUGAUACUCUCUUCACCUCCCCAGGCCUGAGUCCUCUCUCCCUGACAGUUUGUGCUCUUUGGAAUUUCACGGAUCAUUUACAAAAAGGCUGAAAAUUGGAAGGGAUUGCCAAUUUUUAUUAUAAUUUAAGCACAUUUGAAAAAUGUUAUCUCCUAUUAUUAGAAAGGAUAUAAUCUCCAAGUUUAAAAAUUGAAUAGAUUAAGCUUAAUGGGAAACUCACCAUACUGACCUUUUUCUCAGUGCUUUAUGGACUGGAGACAACUUUAGCAUAGACACAUCAGUUCUUGGGCUGGUGUUUGAAAACCACAGGUCCAGCUCACGUGUACAAAGGUGAAAGAUAGGGGAGAGAAGACAUGUGGGGCAAUUGGAAGGCACCAGAGGGAGUCAGAUAUUGAAGUAUAACUCAGGUGAAAACUCAUACCAUUAGCAGCUCAAUAUAUAUGAGAGUGAGAAGGGAGGGGCACAGAGAGAGAGAGGGAGAGAGAGAGAGAGAGAAUUGCUUGUAAUUUUGUAAAAAUCAGUCAUGGAGGGGUUGGAGGUGCCUCAGUAAUAGAGUACUUGCCUAGCGUUUGUGAAGUCCUGUGUUCCAUCCCCAGAACCCACCACACAAACACACACAUACACACAUACAAAGUUAAAUCAGUCACACAACAUUAUUUUUUGUUGGUGGUGGUUGUUGUAAGUUGUAGAUGGACACAAUACCUUUAUUUUAUUUAUUUAUUUAUUUGCAGUGUUGAGAAUUGAACCCAGGGCCUCGCACAUGCUAGGCAAGCACUCUACUGCUGAGCUACAACCCCAACCCACGAAUUAUUAGAUUUUUAAGAGCACUUGAAAUACUUUUUACCCCAGUCAUCUUUUUUCUCGCAAGUUUUACAGAUGAGGAGCAGCUCAUUUAGUUACCAAGGCUGGGGAUGGGAUCCUUCCAGUCUCUCCAAGAAGUUGAUGAGGCUCUGCUCCUGUACCUCCCAGUGGAGUAAGAAGAGCUCUGGGCCUCAGGACAGUAGCUCCUUCUUCCUAAAGUUUUGUAGUCAGCAUAAUUUUGGCUUCCAUGUAGUUUUGAAUGUUAGGAUAUUACUAUUUCACAUAUGCAUUAACAUUUCGUGUUAUGAGUGUCUGUUUCUCUUUUGUCUAAGUAAGUGCUAUUAAAUAAGAUGAAAUGACACAUACAUCUUGCUGUCCAAAAAGCAAACACACUCUUGGUUGAGGCUGCUUGCCCUGCUGAAGCAGGCCAUCUGGCACACCAUUGCAUCUCUCUGGGUCUUGGGUUUGUUUCUGUCUCUUUUAUUUUAUGCCUUUUCUGUUUGUCUGUUUGUGAUACUGAUAUGGGUCCCAGGGGCAAGUGCUCUACCAUUGAGCUAUACCCCCAGCCCUUGGGUUUUCGUCUUUCAACCAAGGGCUUGAAUGAAAUGACUGUAAGGGGCCCCCCUCCAGCCUCACAAUCCAUGUUUCUAUGAUUCCCACUUCUUUGUUUUUUUUUAAGGGAUUCCUUUAUUUUUUUUAAAUGGGCUUUUACUUUGUUUAUUUAUUUUUAUGUGGUGCUGAGAAUCAAACCCAGUGCCUCACACAUGCCAGGCAAGCGCUCUACCAUUGAGCCACAACCCCAGCUCCUGAUUCCCAUUUCUUUUAGCUGACUUUUUUGAACGUUGAGGAAACUAUUCUCUUAGUAGCCUGUGAAUCCUCUUUAAAAUUAUGUAGUUUGUUCUUUCAUUUGUCUCUGAGCUGCUCAGUUUCCAUGUUAAUUUCCCCCUCCCUCCCUUCCUUUUUUUUUUUGGUACUGGGGAAUGCUUACCCAUUAAGCCGUAUCCCCAGCCCUAUUUUGUAUUUUACUUAGAGACAGGGUCUCACUGAAUUGCUUAGUACCCCACUGUUGCUGAGGCUUGAACUUGGGAUCCUCCUGCCUUAGUCUCCAGAGUCGCUGGGAUUACAGGCAUGCACCACUGUGCCCAUCUCUGUGUUAGUUUCUUGAUCUAGAAUUGAUAAUGUGCCCCUAUCUAAGGUCUAAUUGAGGGUUUUCUUUGGCUUACUGAGUUUUCCUUAUAAGAAUUUUGCUGGCCCUAUUGAAGUGCAGGUAACUGUUAAGGAGUAUGAGCACAACUUUUUAUAGAUUUUUAAGUUAUUCAUCCUUUUUAAAAAUUAUUUUGAUUUUUUAAAAUGCAAAUUCUUACUGAGAAAUGUAAAAGGAUAGGAUGUUGACUAUCCUAAGUUUGAGUAACUAGAGCAAACCUUGAUAGAGAGGUGACAUAGUUCCGAGUCAUCAAAAAGGGCAUGAGAUAUGUCAGAUAAAUCAAGCAGUCUCAGACAGGUAUGCUUGGAUUUGAAUCGUUACUCUGUAAGUUCUGUUGGUUUCUAAUUCUUUACUUCCAAUGAAUUUGGAGGAGGUACCCACUGAAUUGUUUGUUAAUACGUUGUUAAAAAUAAUUCUUGAUGAUGCAGGAUCACUGAAUUUGAGUAUAUAAUUCAUGAGGUCAGAGAACUGAGUGAUAUUGUAAUAACAAAAUUCUUCCUGUCCCAUCUAAUUCUGUUUAUGUGAACAAGUUUCUUGGUGCUUAUAUCUCUAAAAUGAAGAACGCAGUCAACACAAAGCCAUUUCAUUCUGAUAUUAAGUAAUAAUCAUCCACAUGAAGUAUUUGGGAGAAAAAAAGCCCAAUAAAAUUCUAUUUUUCCAUGCUUAAAAAUUAUGUAUAAAGAUGCAUGGUACAUAUACAUGCAUAUGUUUUGAUUGUUUUAUGCUAAUAAUUUUAAUAACUCAGUCCAGAAGAAAAAAAUAUUUUUAUACUUACAGCCUGAUGAUUUCAGAAAAGAAAAAAAUCAUAAAUUUUAAUUUGUAUACAUGUUUUUAUAUCAGAAAAAGAUAACAUUAUUAACAAAAGAUUUAAAAGCACAUUGUAUUAGAAUAAAAUUCAGGACCAGAUGGUGGAAAAUAUGAAUUCAGGGAGGAAAAGGAAUGAUGUAAAAUUUCCAACUGUUAAGAUCUUAUAAUAUUUUUAAAUGGAUAAUAGUGGUAAAUUGCUGUUAUUCAAAAAUAUAUUGAAUGAAUACAUUUAAGCAAGCAGCAUAAAUUAUAUUUUGAAAUACCAACAUUUAGCAUACUGCAAAAAUUACAUCUUUUGUAACUCAAAUUUAUGUAAAAUUUUAGAUGUCAAUUUAAGAUGUAUGAGGGGAUAUUCAUGGGUUUUCACAAUUAUUUUAGGAAGUACACAAGGCAAAAUAGUCUGAAAACCACUGGCCUCAGAAAUAUACCAUUUUAUGCUUACACAAACAUUUCUGUGGAUUAACUUCUAGAAAUAGUAUUGAUGUAUCUGGAGGCGUAUGUAUUUACAUUUUGUGAUAGGUAUUGCUAAAUGGCAUUACAGAAAGGUUGUGUCCAUUUACAUACCUGUGAUUAAUAGUGCAACAAUUAUUUCCAAUAAAGAAGUGUAUAAUUUAUUAAAAUGUUUUGCAUAGCAAAUUUGGGCAUGUAGUGAGCAAUUUUAAAGGAAUGCAAAUGUGGAAACCCACUUUUUCCCACUUAACAUUACUUGUCAUCAGUCAAGAAAAUCACUCCCUCUCCUCAGUAAGAUGUGACCCCCUUCCCUGACCCUUAUUAGGUUCCUGUGCUGUCAUUUAUAAUUUUAUCUUUUAUCUUUCUUUCAUGAUAACUAGCAGAAUUUGUAAUUGUACAUAUAAAAGUGUGUCUCAAAGGGUUAUAAACUAUAUGUGGGCAGGUACCAUAGCUAUUUGUUCUAUCCCUGUAUCUCCAUAUGCCUCGUCCAGUGCCUGGCUGAUAGUAUAUGCUCAGUAAAUAUGCACUAAAUGAAUGAACUGAGUGUAAAUGAGAAGAAAUAGCAAAAUGCAAGGUUAUAAUAUAGAUCUUUGUUGCCACACGUGACUAUUUAAAUUUAAUUUAAAUAGUUGUACUUGCCCAUCUGCUCAGUAGUUAUGUGGGGCUAGUGGCUACCAUAUUGGAUAGUACAGAUAAAGAGGACUUCCAUCAUGACUACAAAUUCUGUUGGGAAGCACUAAUAGAGAGCAAUUAUACUGUCAUUCUCAAAACUAUUCACUUUGCCCAGCAUGAAGUAAAUACUUAAUAAAAGUUUGAAAUAAUGAGUAAAUAAACCAGAUAUCUCCCUCUCUUAUUCUUUUUUUUUUAAAUUUCUAUUGGUUCUUUUUAGUUAUAUAUAACAUUAGGAUUCAUUUUGAUAUAAUUAUAAAAGCAUGGAAUAUAAUUUGCUCUAAUUCAGUCUCCAGUACUUUCCCUUUCCCUCUCUGUGUUCCCUCCCCUGUACCCUUCCCUCUACUCUACUGAUCUUUCUGCUAUUUUUAGUUUUUUUUUUUUUUAAUUAGUGUCUUGUGAAUAUACAUAAUUGUGAAAUUCACUGGGGUUUGUUCAUAUAUGUUCAUAGGAAAGUUAGGUCAGAUUCAUUGUGCUAUCUUUCCUUAUCCCAUCCUUCCUCCCUUCCCUUCAUUCCCCUUCAUCUAUUCCACUGAUUCUUCUUCUGUUUUCUUUAAACAACCCCCCUUAUUUUGGAUUAGUUUCCACAUAUCAGAGAAAACAUUAAACCUUUGACUUCUUGAGUAAUGUGUACCAAAUAGCCAUUCAGUUCCCCUUAACUUGCCUGGUAACUUUCAUUUCUUGCCAGAAAUUUCCUCAAAGAAGCCAGUCCCCCUUUCUGCCCAUUUCAAAACAUAUUUAUAUAAAAUAGAGAAAAAGCCAAGUUUGUUAUUAGAGUACAGAGUGGUUUUUUUCCCACAAAAGACAAUUAUUGUUGUAGAAACAAUUCUCAGAAUUCACAGUUGAAUGAAUAGUGCAGAAAUCCUGCCAUCUGUCUAGUGUUUUGUAGUAGAAGGGAUCCCAUGACUUGAAUCUGUAUGUAGGGGCCCUGUCAUUUUCUGGCAGCAUCCUUAAGUGAGUUUUCUAACCCCUGACCUUCCAUCUCUCCCUUCAUGGAAUAGAGUAGUGCCCACACAGCAUGGGUUUUUGUGAGGAUGAAAUAGGCAUGUGUAUGUGUGAAGCAGGGAGUAAUGGGGUGACUGGCAUGUGGGGUUUCAAAACUUGUUUACUCUUGGCGGCUUAUGUCCUGCAGACUUCAUAUUUGGAUCAUAAAUACCAAUGCAACAGCUAAUCUGCACUAUCCCUAAAUAUUUUGGAUGGUCUAUUUUCCUGUAGACUCUAAUCAUUGCUAAUUUUCCUGUUGGUGACUCAACUAGCAUAGUUAUUCAUUUAAGCCCUAGUAAUGGGCCCAUCUUUGUGGUCUAUACAGAUUUCCACAUUAGUCAAAUGACUGAUGUACAUGGUGAGAUUUCUUUCUGCUAUCCAGAAUGCCUUAUGAUGCUGCUUCAUUGAAGAAAAAGACCUUGCAGUCCUGUGGGUUUAGGGUUUUCUCAUUUUAAAUCUUAAAAAAAAAAAAAAAAGGAGGUAGGAGGAUUCCUAGCUUUGCUCUUAGAUCCAUGUUCUCAAAUCCCACAACUCCAUUAGUGGGGUCUGAAAACAAAAUUCUACCUGGAUGAUUUGAAAGGGUUUUCACAUAAUCUCUCAUUCAUAAAGAGAAUAACCUUAUGAAACUGAUGGCUCAGGUAAUUCUUAUUGUUUCAUGGUGGAAAAAAAUUGAAGCCCAGAACAGCUGUUUGCUAAUUUAUUCAAUAAUCAACUAUUGAACACUUGCCACAAGCUAGGAAUGAUAUUAGGCCUGGGAAAACAGAGAUGAAAGUUACAGUUUAUUUCCUGGCUGGUGAAGGAGUCGGAUAAAUCAAUAAGGGCACUAAAUGCUGAGAUCAGACUGAUGGGUAAGUUGGGAAGCACUCAUUCCAGGCCUUAGGGUGCAGUUUGGCUUCUUGGAAGAGGUCUGAGUUGUGCUCAGCCUCUGUGGCUCAGAAGGAGUUAGUUAGACAUACUCAGGCACUUCAUACAUCUCUCUCUGGUGGCAGUACAUGGAGUGGUGAGGGGCUUAAAGUGAGAAAUGUAUUACAGUGGUUCCAGGCAAGAAAUUUGGGCAGCUUUAACGAUCUAAGACAGGGAUAUGGAGAACAAAGAAUGGCUUCCAGAAUUAUUGGGAGGUAGUGAUGUUGCCAGGCUUCAAAUGUAACAAACUUCCGUCCAAGGGCUCCUUUUCAAGUCCAGAGCUGUGAGCUAUAAUGAAUCAACAGGGCCGUUUAAGAGCUCCCAAACAGUUCCAUUGGUGACAGCUGACUUGUCUCAGACUUUUGACUGUUCCUCCUCUGAGUUUUCAGUGGAUAUACUCUGGGUCACCUGUGGUCACUAGUACCAUUCCUCCCAUCCAUGGAAAAUGAGGCUACAUUUUCUAAUUGAACUAAAUAGGGCGUGACUGAAGUUCCUGGAAAAUGGGCAAUUCUUUGUGCCAUGAAGAGUCAAGGGCCUUUUCCAAGUUGAUUCUAUCAUGUCCAACAUCAAUUAUCCCCAUAUGUCUGUAGAGGGGUUUUCUUCCAACUGUCACAAGAGCCAAGAGCCUCUCAUCCUUAUGAAACUUUUAAAAAAUGCCCCAGCACUUGCCAGUUUAAUAGUUUUGGACUAGUUUAUGGGCAUUAAAACCAUUUUCUAUUAGGAGGAAAAAUUCCCAGCUAGGCUGAGAAAGCUUAUAUCAAGUUUCAACUUGAUUCAUUUCAAAACCCGCCAUGAAAAUUGGGACAUUUUCUUCGCACCACAAUGAGUUAGUCAUGGAAAUUCUACCUUAAUCACAGCUGCCAUGGCCGCAGUCAUGAGGAGCAUGCUCUGGGCCACUGAAAAGUUAUGUGACAGCAUUGAAGAGUUUGUCCCCUUUACUGUCAGAAAGCAGAAUUAUGUUGCAGUUUGUGGUCUGUGGAAGUAUAACAUGAGGUUCCUUUUUCAGCAAGUGACCUUAUAUGUGGUGCAUGAUUUUUUGUCUUGUUUUAUUUUGUUGUGGGGCUGGGGAUCAAACCCAAAGCCUCAUGCAUGCCAGGCAAAUUCUACCACUGAGUGACAUCCACAGCCUACAUCUUUGUCUUUAUGGCAGUUCAGUUUGAUUCUUAUUUCAAAAAAAAGUGCUCUUUAAAGCUAAAAAUGUAGAAAGUUAAACUUGGUAGAAAUGUUCAUUAAAAGGCUAAGAGAGGCUCCUCCUGAGGGAGUCUGACCCUCCUCUUACUCUCAAUGACAGAAAUGAGGCAGUCAUCUCAGCCAUCUGUCUUGGAGAUGCUUGCUAAGUGUGGCCAGGUGCCAACAUGCAUGGGUCUAUUUAGAGCAGACCUUAGCCAAUAAAGUGAAAUGGGCAGCCAAGCUUUCCCUGGAGCCAUGGCACAGAAUGCUGCCUUCUGCCCUGGCACUUCUGCCUCAUGUCCCACUAGGAGCCACCUCUCUAAGCUAUACUCCUAGACUAAGAGCUUUUCCUGAGAUGAUUUGUUCAUGUAUUCUUUCAUUCCUUCGCUAACAGAAUAUCCGGGUGUUUUUCCCCUCAGGAAUGAGCUAGACUUUGAGAAUGCAAAGAUAAGUUCCUGUCCUCCUGGGGCUCACAGCUUAAGUGUGGGUGAUAGACACCAUGCCUCUGAGUCAUUCUGAAAGCAUAAUUUAUUAUAGAAUGCCACCUCAAACAUUGUCAAACCCUAAGCUCCCAGGUGGACUUAAUUAUUUGAGUAGGCUGAGAAGCGUGGGUGGGGAGUGAAGAGGCUGUCCUCCAUAGAGUUGAAGCAAAAGUUUCCUGAUGUGAACUUGGCCAUCCCUAUGUGCCAGUGGACAUGCCAAGCCCAACCCAAGGUGGGCCUGAGACUGUCCCAUCUGUUCCCCUCACUCUAAUGUCCUUGUCCCAUGCUAUUCUGCUUGCUGGGUCUACUCCUCUCUUCAGCUGCCCUGUGCCUGACCUGUUGCCAAUCACCUGAGCUUUUAGCCACCACUUUCAUCCAGUGCUCCAGGAACUAUGUCACCCCCCCAAAUCAGGCCAGCACUCCUCAGCCUGACAUUGGAAGACCCACCAUAAUGAUGAGAUUACCCCCUACAAUUUUUCCCAGAAAGCUCUUCACUCACUGGGAACACCCUAGAAUGUUCCACCAUUCACCUGGUGGCCUCCCCUCUCCAUACCUCCACUUGGUCAAAUCCUUCCUUAUCCCUUCCUCCUCUAAGCCCCCACCUCUGCUACAGCAGUGCUUUUCACACUUUGCUAUGGUUCGUUUCACCUGGGGAAACUUAAACCUACGCAUACCCAGGCUGUACGCCAGACCAGUUGAAUCAAUCGAGGAAUAGGAUUUAGAG